Messenger RNA from Pararge aegeria (speckled wood butterfly), 3275 nucleotides. Its product is annotated as facilitated trehalose transporter Tret1-2 homolog. Gene Ontology annotation, cellular component: membrane. Gene Ontology annotation, molecular function: transmembrane transporter activity. Lineage: Eukaryota; Metazoa; Arthropoda; Insecta; Lepidoptera; Nymphalidae. The record is from RefSeq and is a predicted model, not a curated record. Gene Ontology annotation, biological process: transmembrane transport. The transcript has 5 exons. Bases 387 to 1913 code for a protein of 508 amino acids.
CAGUGCGGCCGAGAGCAGCGCAAGGUCAAGAGCAUACAACCUCUUUCGAAAACAGUCGAUCGCCAGUUCCUUUGCUGUGAUGUGAUAGGCAUUAAAUUAAAAAAAUAUAAAUUAAAUUGAAACAAAAAUAGAGCAAGACAUCCAAUUGUUGCUCAUUUAAAAAAUUUAAAAGGUGUGCACGUGCGUGUUCUAAAUUUAAAACUUCGCGCGCUGUGUCGAAAUUCCCGCGUAACAUUGUGUUCGUCAAUUUGGGGAUAUUGUAUGUGACAUUUAUUUAUAUUUUUUUAGAGAAUUAGUGAGUUUUGAUAGAAAUCAAGUUGGGGCGCUCUACAGAUCAUUCAGAGAGGGUAGCGGCGGCGCGGUUCAGCGGACGACGCGCCCGCACCAUGCUCGCUAGCAUUAAGGGCUUCUGGAAGGCGUGCCGGUAUGGGGACCUCUACAUGGUGCUGGCGGCUCUCGCUGCGCAGUCUAUCAACAUCUCGGUGGGAUUCUGCCAAGGCUUCUCAGCGGUUCUGCUGCCCCAGUACACGCAUGAAUAUCCGGCCAUCACUUAUGAGCAGAGCUCAUGGAUCGCCAGUCUCGGUGUGAUAUCAAACCCAAUCGGGGCUCUACUGGGCGGCAUGAUGGUGGACGCGGUGGGCAGACGCUUGCUCCUCCAGUCGAUAGUUCUGCCGAACCUCAUCGGCUGGAUGGUCAUCGCCUUCUCUGAGACCUAUGUCUUCUUGUGUGUCGGCAGAUUCAUCACUGGCUUUACUAUUGGUAUGUCAACAGUGUCAUACAUUUACGUAGCUGAGAUCACAACACCGGAAAAACGUGGUGUCUUGAGUGCUCUAGGCCCAGGGUUAGUCUCGACGGGAAUAUUCAUCGUAUAUUCUCUGGGAGCGUUCGUGCACUGGCGUAAAGUAGCCGCCAUUUGCGCUGGCGUAUCUCUCCUAACACCAUUCCUCAUGUACUUCGUCCCAGAAUCACCAUUAUGGCUGGCAUCCAAAGGACAGAUGAAAGAAGCUUACAAUUCAAUGUUCUGGUUGAGACAAAACAACAAUACUGCACAGCAGGAGUUAAUGGAGUUCACCAAAGACCGCAAAUCUGACGAAUCCAUGACUUUCAGACAAAAGAUGGGACUAUUUAAACGCAGAAGUGUCCUGAAGCCGUUCGCAUUACUGAUAGUAUUCUUUAUGUUCCAAGAGAUGUCUGGGAUUUACAUAAUUUUAUACUACGCUGUGGACUUCUUCAAAUCAGUCGGCACCAGUGUUAACGAGUUUACAGCUUCCAUAAUCGUGGGUGGAGUACGAGUUUUUAUGGGUGCAGUUGGAGCUUGUCUUAUAAACAGCUUUAGGAGAAAGACUUUGGCCGCAGCGUCUGGACUUUUGUUAGGAUUCGCGAUGUUAGGUGCAGCGAUAUGUGACAGUUUAAACGGACCUCCUUUAAUGAAGCUAGCUUGUGUUUUACUCCACGUGUCGUUUAGUAUGGUUGGGUUUUUACAGCUCCCUUGGAUUAUGUCUGGAGAGCUAUACCCCCAGGAUAUAAGAGGGGUUAUGUCUGGCGCGACCUCUUGUUGCGCUUAUGUCUUGAUAUUCUUUAACAUUAAAACUUAUCCCCAAUUAGAAUAUUUAUUGACAAGCAAUGGUACUUUAUACCUCUUUGCUAUCUGCGCAAUUAUAGGAGCAGCGUACUGCUACCUGUUCCUACCGGAGACUAAAGGCAAGACUUUGAAUGAAAUAAUGAGACAGUUUGAUGAGGAAAAGAAAGAUGGCGAUCCAGAAGUCGGAUACGUAAAGAAAGUUCUAGAAGGGAAACCGGUACAAAGAAGGCACAGUGCUGGGGCCUCAAUAUCUUUGGAAAAGAGUAAAGAGUUAGAUAAAGAAUGGAUGCAAAACACUUGCGAGAAACAAAGCAAUAGCCAUCGUGAGUAGAAAUUCUAUUUUAUCGAGUGUGAGUUUUCAAGUUAACAAACGUUACUUUGGAGAUGCGAUAGUAAGUCAAAUUUGUUUAUACGUCAGAAAGCCAAGAGUUUUAAUCGUUGCUUAGUUUAUCUUCCAUGGACUCGUACAUUAAACAUCACACGUCCUCGCAUCUAAUGCAUCGCUAAGAUCAUGAUUGUCCUUUUGGAAUCAAUCUUUCUCAUGUGCUUGGAUAUGUAUAAAAAUAUAGAUUAAACAUCUCCUAUGCUACGUUUGUUAUACUUACACAUAAGCCACUGAUGGUUAAGUAGGUCCUAACGAAAUUUUGGUCUUUUGUGAAGUGGAACUGUCUGCUCAACUAAUUUAGAACGUGGCAUACUUAUAACACGCCACGCGAUACAGCGUAUUGAGUCAUCGUUAAUUUUGUUAGUGAUUGAACUCAUAACACUUUUACUCCAUUUACGUAUUUCAGUCAAUAGGAAUAGACUUUUGUUAGUAUAAAAGUUUUAUGCAAACUCUUUAAAGCAGUGAAAACAGUAUUACGGUCGUGAUUGCGAUUUGUGACUUUAUUUAUUUCUUACGCAGUAAAAAUUGAUAUGGCGAUAUAAACGACGUGCUACAUUAAAAUUCAGAUUAUCAAAAGUCGCGUAGUAUGGCCGCGACUAGCGUGUUAUAAGUAUGUCUCCAGGCUUAUGUUUCAUUGGAAUGCGGAGCGUCGAAUUUAUAUGGUGAUUUCUACUUGCUUUUAAAAAUGUAAUAAUGUUAAGUGUGAUUUUUUACCAAUUAAGUAAAAGCCUGCAUUAGAGAUAACCACUCUUAAUAUAGGUUUUGUACGCUCGCUGUAGUAUCGUUUUCGAGUAACGAAACUGUCAUUUCAGAGUAAAAAGGAACUUAAUGUUAACGUUAUAAAAUUCAAAUUCUAACGCACUCGAGUGGAGCGUGCCAUUAUAUCAACCCUUUAUCGGCCACUACAGGGCACGGGUCUCCUUCCACAAUGAGAAGGUGUUAAGGCCCUACUACUAAGCUAUACGGCCGCCAUUAGUUCUCUACAUUCAUCUUUGUGUUUCUAUUCUUGUUUUAUUUCUCUAACUUUGUAGUUGUUUACAAAAAAGAUUCUAACUAAAUAUAUUUGCGACUCUAUAAACAGUAACAUUAAGUUAAUUUUACUUCGACGUUGCUGUUUUUCGAUACGUAUGCUUCUUUACUAAGGGUUUAUAUAGGUUUAUAUGUUAGGUUAUACAAAAUAUUUAAUGUGAUCAGUAUUAUAGGUAAUGAGUGACUAUUGAGUUAAGUAUAAUAGUGUUAGUAAGUGAUACAUUCCAUUGUGAUAGUUUUAGUGCGUAUACGAGGUUAAUAAUAAAUAAUUAAUUUUAA